Molecule: messenger RNA, 4913 nt
Organism: Tupaia belangeri chinensis (Chinese tree shrew)
Lineage: Eukaryota; Metazoa; Chordata; Mammalia; Scandentia; Tupaiidae
Gene: SLC16A12
Product: solute carrier family 16 member 12
Biological process (GO): creatine transmembrane transport
Molecular function (GO): transmembrane transporter activity
Source: RefSeq, a predicted model, not a curated record
ACUAUCGCUGGCGCUUGCUGUAAAGUAGGAAGGACUGGCUCUCAGGGGCCAGACUUCUGCCAGAUACACCUAAAGGCCUCUGUAUUCCUCCCUUCUCGGGAUCUUGAUCUUUGCGUAAGGAAAGUUCUUCCUGAGAACACAGAGCCCGCGGGGCUCGGCUUGUCGAGGUCAGGGGCACACACAGCUGUUCCAGGCAUUCCCGGAGCGAGCGAGCUCUGGACACACACCGCGGGCCGCUGCCUUACAUAACCGCGCGGCGUCCCUCCUCCCGCGCCCCUCUCCCCGGGUCCAACCGAAGCACGCAGAACGGAGCCCAGCGAUAAAUCCCAGUGGUUUGCGGGACAGAGUCCCAGGCGGAGCUGGCGGGGCAGAACGAGCCACCGCAUUUCGGGGGCCAAGCUCCAGGAUUUUCCCCGCCACGCGUCCCUCCCCGGCGCUGUCCGCGGAGCCCCUGGCCCCAGCCCUCCGGCACCUCCUCCGGCACCUCCUCCGGGUCGGCUCCCCGCCCCUCAGAAGCGGGACCGCGGCGCCUGGGGCCCGAGAAGGGGCCACCGCGCAGGGACGCGGCACAGCGGGUGCGCCCAGGGGCAUGUCCGCGUGCCUCCACCAGGGCUGCAGCGGUCCGAGAGAGAUGACUGAUAACCCAUGUGCCAGGUAGCAUUAGACACCAGUCUCGAAUGCCCACAAGAAACCACUGGACAGCAAACUCCUCCAAGCUCAUAACUUGGCUGUCGGAGUAACUUGGAAAAGGAGGAGGAAGAAUUGAAACCAUGGCCAAAGUGAACCGAGCUCGGUCUACCUCCCCUCCGGACGGAGGCUGGGGCUGGAUGAUUGUGGCCGGCUGUUUCCUUGUUACCAUCUGCACCCGGGCAGUCACCAGAUGUAUCUCGAUUUUUUUCGUGGAGUUCCAGACAUACUUUGCUCAGGAUUAUGCACAAACAGCCUGGAUCCAUUCCAUUAUAGACUGUGUCACUAUGCUCUGUGCUCCACUUGGGAGUAUCAUCAGCAAUCAUCUCUCCUGUCAAGUGGGAAUCAUGCUGGGUGGCUUGCUUGCAUCCACUGGUCUCAUCCUGGGCUCAUUCGCCACCAGUCUGAAGCAUCUCUACCUCACUCUGGGAGUUCUCACAGGCCUUGGCUUUGCACUUUGCUACUCUCCAGCGAUCGCCAUGGUUGGCAAGUAUUUCAGCAGACGGAAAGCCCUCGCUUAUGGGAUCGCCAUGUCGGGAAGUGGCAUUGGCACCUUCAUCCUGGCACCCGUGGUUCAGCUCCUCAUAGAGCAGUUUUCCUGGAGGGGAGCCCUGCUCAUUCUCGGAGGCUUCGUCUUGAAUCUCUGUGUUUGUGGUGCCUUGAUGCGGCCAAUCACGCUCAAAGAGGAUCAUCCAGCCGCAGAGCAGAACCACGCCUGCAGGACUCAGAAAGAUGACUUGCCGCGGGAGUCUCCCUAUUCACCUUUGACCAAAGAAUGUGGGUGGCCUCGCCUCUGCUGCUCCCUGCAGCAGGAGUACAGCUUCUUACUGAAGUCAGACUUCGUCGUGUUGGCCGUGUCCGUCCUGUUCAUGGCCUACGGCUGCAGCCCUCUCUUCGUGUACUUGGUGCCUUACGCCCUGAGUGUUGGAGUGAGCCACCAGCAAGCUGCUUUCCUCAUGUCCAUACUCGGGGUGGUCGACAUCAUUGGCAAUGUCACAUUCGGAUGGCUAACUGACAGAAGGUGUCUGAAGAACUACCAGUAUGUUUGCUACCUCUUUGCCGUGGGACUAGACGGGCUCUGCUAUCUCUGCCUCCCAAUGCUUCAAAGUCUUCCCCUCCUUGUGCCUUUCUCUUGUACUUUUGGCUACUUUGAUGGUGCCUACGUGACCUUGAUCCCGGUAGUGACUGCGGAAAUUGUGGGCACCACUUCUCUGUCAUCAGCGCUCGGCGUGGUGUACUUCCUUCAUGCAGUGCCAUACCUGGUGAGCCCACCCAUUGCUGGGUGGCUGGUGGACACGACCAGCAGUUACACAUUCCUUCUCUGUGGAUUUUCAAUGAUAUUCAGUUCUGUGUUGCUUGGCUUCACUAGACUUGUAAAGAGGAUGAAGAAAACCCAGCUGCAGUUCCUUGCCAAAGAAUCUGAUCCCAAGCUACAGCUGUGGACCAAUGGAUCAGUGGCUUAUUCUGUAGCGAGAGAAUUAGAUCAGAAAGCAGGGGAAACCCUGGCUCCAGCAAGGCCUGCUUACAGCCCCACAUGACGCAUGGUCCCGAGCCUGGGAAUCUUCAGCACUGGGAGAGAGGUGGGGCUGCCAGGGUGUUCACGGCCCUGAAACAUUUUAUUUUAGCAGAAUUAUUGCCUUCUAAGGAAAUUAUUAUAUUGUUAAUCUAUUUAUAAGGGGAAAUAGCAAAUAAUAAAGAAAGCUGGAAUGGCCCAAAGUUUCCUCAUUGAGGAUUUGGACUCACGAUUAAAAUCCUAUCUUUUGGGCAAUGAGCAUGGCUCCAUAGGGAAUGCAGGGACACAACUGGUAGUAUCUGUGAUGAGGGGUCAUUUCAAGGCAGAGGACACCAGGCAGCGGUCUCUGUCCCUCCAUUCUUUCCAUCUCAGUUGUAUGCUCAAGGACACAUCGACAUGUAGGUUUGCCUUCCUCAUCUGUUUGGAGGAGGAGUCAGCUUGGUUGUGGUCCUGGAGCUUGAAGACACCAGACCUUUCUCAUGAUGAAAUUUCUCACUAGGGCUUUAAAUAAAGUUUUUAAAGAAUAAUUGGGAUUGUCCAAAAAGUGAUGAUCAGGAUAGAAAAAGUCCAUCUCUUUCCUUCCUCUUGGUCUCUCAGCCAAUCUUUGACUCUGCUAAUGGGUAGAUAGUACUUUCAGAAUCCAGAGAGUCAUGGAACACCAUGGUUGGACUAGAUCUCAAAAGCUGGGCAGAUCCUCCAUUUGAAAUUGUCCACCAGAGACUGAAAGCUCUUUUCCUAAGGCUGUGUCCCAGGGGCUCACCUCUGUCACUAUUGCAUGUCACAUUCUAAAUUUAUUCAAACACACCAAGCUGCAAGAGCGAGUUCUCUUGUCUUACCUAAAAUGUUAACACCACCAAGACUUUCCCCCCUUUUUUCAUCAGAAAAAAAGUGGCACUUAUUUAAGCUGCAGACACAUUCUUUUUAGGAACAGAAAAGUGGUGGCAAUCUGUCAAAUGAGCAAAGUUGAAUUCUUGAAUCAGCAGAUCUCUAGUGAGUUUCCUUUGCAGAUCAGAAACUUAGGUUCAUCCUUGCCCAACACAGGACAUGGGGGUGGGGGCGGUGGUAUUGCCCUGGAGAUGUUCUACAGGUAAGCACUCUUUCACUCUAUGUCAAUUCUUGUUCCAAUGUCCAUUGCUCUUCAUUUCCUUAUUGGCUAGUACUGGGUUGUUGGAAAAGCCAUGAUGCGGUUUUGCAUAGAAAAACAUAGACAAUACGUUAUGACUUUUUCCAGCAACCCAAGAAUUAGCAACUGAACUAAUUGGAUUAGAAUAGUUUGUUCAUUCCUACACAUCCCACUUUUUAUGGUUUGGGAUCAUUUCUGAGUCUUUAGAUUGCAAAGUAAAGGCGUGCAGAGGGAAUAGCAGGGCAAGAUCCCCAGCUUGUCUCCAAGGAUUUUAAACGCACAGACCUAUAAUCCUGUAUUCCAGAUUAUGUCAUUCCUCUCAAUAGGGACAUUUAUUUAAGAGUUUAAAAUCCAGGGGCUGGUCCUGCAGUGAUCAAGCCUGUCAUAGGAACUUGGGUCCCACGUGGCCAACCUCCAUUCAAAUCCCAGCCCUGGUGGCUUGAAAAACACUUCAGAUGUAUGUACGUGUGAGCCUAAAGAACUAAUGAGAUGAAGAAAUGGAGGAAGGAUUGUGGUGUUGAUUAUGCCCCAUUGGGGACCGCUUUCCCUCUUUUCCUCUCUCUCAUGAGUGUAUAUGGCCUAUGACAAUAAAUAAAUAAAUAGAUAAAUAAAUAAAUAACAGGAUUUUAAGUUCUAAGUCUCACAAGUGCCUUGCCAGGGGUCCUGGGAGAAAACAGCAAUGAGAAGGUCCUGGGUGGACAGGGCGAACCCAGUGGGAGUCUGUCUAUAACUGGAUUAUUUCAUUAAAUCCUGUUUAAUAUAUUGCUUUCAGAAUGAAAUACUGACUUAAUCUGUUGGGUGAAAAAUGGUAAUAUUUCAUAAUUGCUUUCCACAGAGACAUCUGAAUGUUAUCUGUUAUCUCUACUAAGUUUGAGGAUUUAGUUUUGAGCUCACUCACUCUGUCAUUGGCAAUUUUAAAAAAUUGGAAAAUAUCCAUAAAAAAUCAGAGUUGAAUGACGUUGGAUCUGUUUGAAAUAGCACUUUACCAUAAAUGUCAUUUCUUAAAUUUUCAAGUCUAAGGUUUUUUAAAAAUAUAAAUACCUAUAUUUUCUCUUGUACUUUUUUUCAUAAUGAUGAUCAAAGUAAAAUUUUGUUUAUGUGAUUCUAUAAUAUGACUCCAGUAUUUAUGAAAAAUGAGCAUAGGGAUCAGAGCUUUUGCAGAUUUGUGUAAUAACAUUGGAUGAUUUGACUUGAUACAUGGAUACAUUUGUAUUUUACUUUGCCUUGUGGGGCAGCAUUUCUGGUAAACCAGUAAGAAAAAUGUAGAUCUUAGAGUCUACCAUUUUGCCAACAAACUUUACUGUUAAGGUGCCACGUGCCUAUACUUUGUAUUUCAGUAUGGAGGAAUUCAUGGGAAUGAUGUAUUUUGUAGAAUCAAGAAUAAUAUUGCAAUGGGAUGAUUUUACACCUUAAAAUAUUUGUUUAUACCACUGCAAAUUCUGCUUUGGAACUGACUGAAAAGAAAAGCAGAAGAAAUUAUCUUUUAUAAAAACAUUGUAACAUUGGGCCCUUUCUUUGGGUUGUAAUUUCACUGAUACUCAUGCUAAUAUUGUCUUAUUUCAAAAGGAAAAUAAAAUGAAUUUAUAGUCA